Rangifer tarandus platyrhynchus (Svalbard reindeer) is the source of this 936-nucleotide messenger RNA. NCBI's taxonomy places the organism in Eukaryota, Metazoa, Chordata, Mammalia, Artiodactyla, Cervidae. The record is from the annotation of a GenBank genome assembly.
AUGGUACGAGCUGCGGCCGGUCGGCCCGCGGCCUCUGCCGCUGGGCAGGAGCGCUCCCCGCGGCCCCCUUCCGGCUGCGGGGGACAAUCCUCUGGAGACUCGGCGCGGCCAGGCGCAGACCUCUCACAGCUCGCGUGCGCCGCGCAGCUCAGUAACAUCCACCUCCGGGGUUCUUCUCCUGUAGCCCCCUUCCAAGAGUCAGGAAAAAAAAAAAAAAUCCCUUCAGGAGGGCUCUCCGGGUCUCUCCGGAAAGCGAGCUGGGGAGCGGCGGGGAGAGGAGCGCGUGACUGGCCGGCCGACCCGCCGCUGUGCUCUGACCAGAGUUCUCCUCGGGGUCCAGUCGCUCCUCGCGGGAAAGGCGGGAGUGGCGGCCUCCUGAGGCGUGAAAAUCCACGUCACGGACGUUUGAGGCUCCGCGGCGCCCGGGACGGGGCUCGAACCGGCGUCCGCGGACGAGUCACGGAGCCGCGCUGGGAGUACACGCCUGAGAGGCCCGAGCGCCGCUCCCCGCGGGUGGGGGUGGGUGGGAUUUUGGUUUUUACCCGCUUUUUUAGGGGCGGUGGUGAAGGGAGCGAGGUUUGGGGGUUCUCCUCCGGGGAGGAGGCGGGGCGUCGUCCCUCGGCCCCCGCGCAGGUCCAGGCACUUUCCCGAUCCCGCACGCCGGGCAAGUGGGGGCACGGCGUCCCUGGGAACUCCGGUCCUGGCAGUCAGCCUCUCCCGGGCAGCGAUCACUCCCAGUCCUCCGACCCUCCUGUUCCGCGGCCGAAACGCCUGCUACAAACGAUUAGAGAUAAGAACACGUUAAUUUCCCUUUCUUUCCAGGCACUUGGACUGGCCGCGCGCUCCGCCGCCCGGGCGAAGAGUGGAGUGGAGCGGGCCGCUCGCCAGCUCGCCCGCCGCCCGCACCCAUGUGCUGGCUGUUGCUGCUCCCUGUGA